Neomonachus schauinslandi (Hawaiian monk seal) is the source of this 1539-nucleotide messenger RNA. RefSeq names its product ubiquitin like domain containing CTD phosphatase 1 (gene UBLCP1). Gene Ontology annotation, biological process: protein dephosphorylation. Gene Ontology annotation, cellular component: nucleus. Gene Ontology annotation, molecular function: protein serine/threonine phosphatase activity; protein binding. The record is from RefSeq and is a predicted model, not a curated record. NCBI's taxonomy places the organism in Eukaryota, Metazoa, Chordata, Mammalia, Carnivora, Phocidae.
CGGUUCCGGUCCCCGUUUUACACUUCCGGUCGCCCUCGGUUCCGCUGCGGCCGGUUCCUGCGUCCGCUGCUGCCGGUUCCGCCGCGCUCCAGGUAUCUUUUUCUGAGUGAAAGCUGCUUGAUCAUAUGUUUCAAGGAUGGCUCUCCCUAUCAUUGUAAAAUGGGGUGGACAGGAAUAUUCAGUGACCACACUUUCAGAAGAUGAUACCGUGUUAGAUCUCAAACAGUUUCUUAAGACCCUUACAGGAGUGCUACCAGAACGCCAAAAGUUACUUGGACUCAAAGUUAAAGGCAAACCUGCAGAAAAUGAUGUUAAGCUUGGAGCUCUCAAACUGAAACCAAAUACUAAAAUCAUGAUGAUGGGAACUCGUGAGGAGAGCUUGGAAGAUGUCUUAGGUCCACCUCCUGACAAUGAUGAUGUUGUCAACGACUUUGAUAUUGAAGAUGAAGUAGUUGAAGUAGAAAAUAGGGAAGAAAACCUACUGAAAAUUUCUCGCAGAGUAAAAGAGUAUAAAGUGGAAAUUUUGAAUCCUCCCAGGGAAGGGAAAAAGCUUUUGGUACUAGAUGUUGAUUAUACGUUAUUUGACCAUAGGUCUUGUGCAGAGACUGGAGUAGAAUUAAUGCGACCAUAUCUUCAUGAAUUCCUAACAUCUGCAUAUGAGGAUUACGACAUUGUUAUUUGGUCCGCAACAAAUAUGAAGUGGAUUGAAGCUAAAAUGAAAGAGCUGGGAGUGAGCACAAAUGCAAAUUAUAAAAUUACCUUCAUGUUGGACAGUGCUGCUAUGAUAACAGUGCAUACUCCAAGGAGAGGACUAAUAGACGUAAAGCCUCUUGGUGUUAUAUGGGGAAAGUUUUCGGAGUUUUACAGCAAAAAAAACACCAUAAUGUUUGAUGACAUUGGAAGAAAUUUUCUAAUGAACCCACAGAAUGGACUAAAGAUAAGGCCUUUUAUGAAAGCGCACCUAAAUCGAGAUAAAGACAAAGAACUUUUAAAAUUAACUCAGUACCUCAAGGAGAUAGCAAAAUUAGAUGACUUUUUGGACCUAAACCACAAAUAUUGGGAAAGGUAUCUGUCAAAGAAGCAAGGACAGUAGUUACAAGUUAUAUUGGCAGUUAUUGAGGAUACUUGAGAUCACAAACUUCUUGCUUUUAUGCUAGAAAUCAUUAUGAUAGUGCUGGACACUGCAGUGAAUAUCAGACUGCUUAUACUUGGUCUUCCAGUUUUUUGUAAAUUUAAUUUUGUAUUUUUUGAAGAUCAUAGCAAUAUGCUAAAAAAAUCCUUAUUUCCCCUAUAUGAAUAUACUGUUACUCUUGAAAAAUAUUUUCUCCAGCAUUGAGUACUGAGUUCCUCCCCCCCCCACACACACAAAAAUCGACAAAAAUGUAUACUCAACAAUGUCGUUUUGUGGCUUUGGAAACAAGUUAUGUCUUGUGUUUUUGUCUCAUUGUGUUGUUGUCUGACUAAAUCUAAGACCAAACCCAUCUUGCAACUACUGCUUUUCCCUUUAAAACCAAAAAAAAAAAAAAAAAAAAAGUUUUU